Diachasmimorpha longicaudata is the source of this 3840-nucleotide messenger RNA. Its product is annotated as zinc finger protein ZFP2-like. Gene Ontology annotation, cellular component: nucleus. Gene Ontology annotation, biological process: regulation of transcription by RNA polymerase II. Lineage: Eukaryota; Metazoa; Arthropoda; Insecta; Hymenoptera; Braconidae. The coding region runs from base 2 to 2044 and encodes 680 amino acids. The transcript has 5 exons. Gene Ontology annotation, molecular function: zinc ion binding; RNA polymerase II cis-regulatory region sequence-specific DNA binding; DNA-binding transcription factor activity, RNA polymerase II-specific. The record is from RefSeq and is a predicted model, not a curated record.
AAUGUCAUCCUACGAUUGUAUGGAGUUGUGCCGUUUGUGUCUCGUUAAGGAUCGUGUAUCCGUGCCAAUAUUCGAGGGUGAGGGCGAUGUGCGACAGAUUUUUCUGAAAAUUGCUGCCUGUCUACCGGUCAAGGUAGGAAGGGAUGACAAGUUGCCGAAGAAGAUAUGCGACGACUGUGUGUACAAAGUAGAAUUACUUUACGACUUUUGGAAUACAACAGCUAAUGCUGAAAAACAGUUACUACAAUGGUUAGGGGAAGAUGGAGAGGACAAACAGGGUUACGUUUCAAGUGUAAUGAAUUCAGAACUGAUGAAGCAAGAGACUGUAGAGAACAGACUGGAUAGCUCAGUGAUGCAGACCGAGGAGCAUCAAAAUAACAUGAACAUGAAUAUGAUGGACCAAAUGGGACUGACAAUGCCAAUGAUCAUGUCCACAGACCAGCAACAAAUCACCUCAGUACCUAUGGCAUCAAGUGGAAAUAAUAUUCAAGUUGUUGCUGGUACAAGUUCACAAUCAUCUAGGGGAAGAAAGAGUGGAAAUAAUGAGGAUGAUGAGGAGGAGAGCGAGGACGAGGAGAAUUCGGAAGACGAGUGUGAUAAUGAUGGAGGAAUCAAUGUUAAAGAAGAAACACCAGAGUCUGGUAGAAAUGUCGAGCCAUCGUUCGUCAACGUAUCGAUACCCUGCGAAGAGGCUGGUCCGUCUGGUGUUCAGCAACAGAAAAUCACUGAUAUGCCUGAAAUGGUCAUGGCCCCAUCAGAAGGCGAUCCCAAGUCUGGAUAUUAUGUAUCAAAACUUGCGAUGCUAUCGCAGGAUGACUGCAACGUCGGUGAAAUGAAGGUAUUAGUGGAUGGAGAUACUGAACUAGUACUGAGUGAAACACUCCAAGUGAAAAAUGACGAAAGCCUAGAGGAUAUAUUACCGAGUCAAAUAGUCCAAUGUGCCCUGUGUGGAGACGGUUUCAUGAAUGAAAAUGAAUUGGCAUUGCACAUAAAAACUCACGAGUCCCUUCAAUCCCAGACAGACGACAAUCAGGAGCUGAUUGACAACGACAUCGAGGAUGAAAAAAUAGUCUACGUGUGUGAGCACUGCGGCAGGAGUUUUACGACAACAGGAAUGCUGCGUAAACACCAGCAACAGAUGCAUUCACAGACAUCUGAGAAAAUUCAUACGUGCGAAAUGUGUGGAUAUAGCUCUGUCCACAAGCAGAAUGUCAUUAAUCACAUGAGAAGGCACAAUCAGGAGUACAAGUAUUGCUGUGAAAUAUGUGGAGCUGGAUUUUAUGCUAGAAAUAUUUAUCUCGAGCACCAGUUAAUUCACUCCAGGGAGAAGCCAUUCCAGUGUGAAAUAUGCAAUGCCACCUUCAGGUAUCGUCAGGGCUUGAGGCUUCAUGCCAAGCUCCAUCAACCUGACUAUGUACCACCCCAGAAGAAACAUCUGUGCGAACUGUGCAACAAACGUUUCUCCAGAAAGCAGGUGCUUCUUGUUCACAUGAGAACUCAUGGAGGUGGUGGACCACAAAAUGAGUAUGUCUGUCACAUAUGUGGAAAGGCUGUGUCCAGCAAAACUUAUCUGACUGUUCACGUGAGAAAGCACACGGGGGAGAAGCCUCAUGUCUGUGAUCUCUGUGGUAAGGGCUUCAUAUCUCAGAAUUACCUGAGUGUUCACAGGCGUACGCACACUGGCGAACGACCACAUCAGUGCACACACUGCGAGAAGAGAUUCACCCAGAGAACUACUCUUGUGGUUCAUCUGAGGGGACACACUGGGGAUCGACCCUAUCCCUGCACCUUCUGUCAGAAGUCAUUUGCCUCGAAGACCAUGCUUAAUAGUCAUCUGAAGACUCAUGCCAAACAGAAUGCCAGGGCACAGCAGGAACAGCUGCUGAAGGAGGAACACCUGCAGGACGGCUUUCAACAUCUCCAGGAGACGCCCAAUGAUCAUCUCACCCUUGAGGAACUUCAGUCGGAAGAAAUUGUGGAUGAAUUGCAGGAACAGGCGCACACGACUGUCCUUGAAAAUGUCGCGGUUUUACUUCCUGGUUAGGAGGUGUUUGGAUGUGACUGAUUGAUGUACGCACGUGAGCAUUCACGGGGGUGGAGAGUUUUAUUUAUUUUUACGACAAAGUGCGCACAGGUGCUUGCUUGGGAGAUACCGUCCGUCGUUUUUGAGCUGUUGAAGGGAAAUUCAGCCCGACAAAGAAUUUUUUUCACGAAUUCAUUUUUUUUAUAUCCGGGACAUUUAUGCAUUAUAUUUUUUAAAAGUGUUUGGAACUUUCUUUAAAAACUAUUUUUCUGGGAGGAAUUUCCCGUAUUAUUGUGAUCCGAUUGUUCUACGAUCGAGGGAAAUGCAUUUUAUAUUUUCAGCGUCAUCUGACGAAAACGUUCUCAAAUUUAAACAGAAAAUAAAUUUUUUAUUUUCUUUUUUUCAAGUCAAAAUAAACAAAAAAAGGCUCCUGUCGAUUCAUUCCCCUCAACUGACAAAUAUUUUCUCAUCAAGACCGAUAGUAGUUUGAUUAAAUCUAGAGCAGCUUCAGUAUUUUUCUCAUUUAUAUUCAUUUAUAUUCUGUUGAAUAAUAAAAUCAUCUCGUGCACAAGAAUGCCUGCCUACUAGAAUAAUUGAAUGUUAAACGUAGUCAGUGUGUGUAAAUAAAAAAUAUCGAUAAUAAUGAUGGAGAAUAAAACUGUGCCUUAGUUAAACGUGAUUACGAUAAUGCGUAAGAAUGAGCAGAUGAACUUAAUUAGCUAAAACAUUCAAUCGUGAUUUAGGCAUUUGCGCCUGGGUGCAUUUUAUCUCGAAUUUAUUCGUUUAUUUAGGAAAUUUGUAGAGCAGUUCAUACAUGAAACCUCAUCCAUUGGGUGAGGGAACAUUCCAUGGAGGAGAUUGAUCGCAUACUUCUGUAUCGAAUACGUUUUCGUGUUACUGCGAAGGCAACUCUAAUCGCAUAAGUGCAAUUGUCUAGGAUAGUUUUUCAGAUUAAUGAUAAGAGAUGAUGCACCAAUAACUUUCAUGAAUUUUUUUUAUCAAUGAGUUGAGAUGAGAGAAUUUUGAAUAAUUUUUCACAGACACUGCAUUUCCUCGACAAAAUGAUCAUUGGACAGUUUUUUAUGAAUAUCCCUGGGGUCAUGGAAUAUACAAUUUUUUUUACUCUUUAUUGCUGAAAAUAAAAAUUUCCAUAAUUUCAUUGAGGGCAAAGCGGAAGAAUGUUCCGCCAAUUUUUGUAGCGACCAAAAAAAUUAUAAAUUGACAAUAAAAGAAAUUACUCGGAAUUCGAAGGUCUCGAACCUGGAAGAUCCAUAUGAAAAUAAGGAGAAGACUUUACAUCAAGAUCGAUUUAGUUUCUACGUCACAAGAUCAUCAUCACUAUUUCAUUUAGGCAUUAAUUCAUUUUCAGUGAUGAUUGAACAACGAAAAUGAAAAAAAAUGUCUCUACUCGUGUAGAAUUAUUACAUAGCGAAAAAUGAAUUUUUUGUAACAACUAAAUCUAUAUUUACAACAUAAAUUUUACUCCCAGGACAGUCGUCAAAUGAUCAACACUACAUUUUAUUUUUUAACCGAUGAUAAAACUUUUUUCUCUCACUGUAUCAAUUAUAUUUGCGGGCAAAGCGUUGAAUAAGUUGAUAAAUAAAGGGAUUUAAUCGUGUUGAAACAGUCAUUUUGUCCUGAAAAUGCUGUGUCAGUGUCAAAGCAUCUUAAAAAUAAUUAAUACUGAAUGAUAUUGACCAGAGUAACAACUGUAAUGAAUUUCUCAAAAGAAUUGUGAUGAUUCUAUUCUGUUAAUUAUUUUAAUGCUUGAGAGCUUAUGAAGGUGGAGAAUAAAAACGCCAGAAUUAAUGCUGAAA